Molecule: messenger RNA, 1314 nt
Organism: Fonsecaea erecta
Lineage: Eukaryota; Fungi; Ascomycota; Eurotiomycetes; Chaetothyriales; Herpotrichiellaceae
Exons: 1
Coding region: 1-1314 (437 amino acids)
Biological process (GO): maturation of LSU-rRNA; maturation of 5.8S rRNA
Cellular component (GO): preribosome, large subunit precursor; nucleolus
Molecular function (GO): rRNA primary transcript binding
Source: RefSeq, a predicted model, not a curated record
AUGCCCUCCCGGACCACAAGGCUGUCCGACAAGGCCGCCCUCCCCUUCAAAACAUCGAACAAACAGCGGAGACAGGACCUCCACGUCAAGCAGAAACGGGCGAGGGAUGCACUGAAACGGGCCGAGAGAUUCACCCGCAAAAAGGAGGAGGCGAAGAAUCCGCGACUGCGAGAGGAACGGCUGCGGCGCAAUGUCCCCAUCACGCUGGACAAGAAACGGGUCUACGACGACAUCGCGGACGAGCCUGAAGACGGGGGCUUGGGGAGGGUCUAUGAUGUGGAAAGGCUGAAGAGGAGAAAAUUGGCCGAGGAACAGGAGUCACAGCACGAUGGCGACGUGGCUGAGCAUGAAGGGGACGACGACGAUGAUGAUCAUGAUUCCAUGCUCGAGGAAAGCGACGACGAAGAUGAUCACGAAGAUGAUCUCGAGCCUGCCGAUCUGGACGAAGACACCCAAGACCCUCUACCCUCAAAAUCCCAGCUCAACUCCUCGAGAUCUCGACUCAAAGACCGCGCACCUUCGCCGACCCGUUCGACGACCUCGACCAACCUCUCCCUGGCGCCCGCCGCCCUCGCCGCCAAAUUUCCUACUCUCUUUUUGUCGCCGGACGCACCUCCUCCUCCACCACCGAAGAUCUUGAUCACCACGUCGCUUAACUCGACCUUGCACAAUGAAGCCGCCAUCCUCACCUCCUUGUUCCCCAAUUCGAAGUACAUCCGCCGCUCUUCCCACCGUUACGGACAUAAAUUCUCCGUCCGCGAGAUCUCGGCCUUUGCCGCCAAGCACGGAUACACGUCCGUCAUCGUCCUCGAGGAGAACCAAAAGAGGCCCUCGGGCAUGACCGUUGUGCAUCUUCCCGUAGGCCCGACGUUCCACUUCACGAUCUCCAAUUGGUAUUCGGGCAAGCAGAUUCCGGGCCACGGUCGCCCUACAGACCACGUUCCGGAACUGAUCCUCAACAACUUUACGACUCCGCUAGGUUUGGUGACCGCUCACCUCUUCCGCUCCCUUUUCCCCGCAAAUCCGGAGCUCCAGGGCCGGCAGGUCCUGACACUGCACAACCAGCGGGACUACAUCUUCCUCCGCCGGCACCGGUACAUCUUCCGCGCAAAGCGGGAAACAGAGAGAUCCGUAGUUGGCGCGGAUGGAAAGGAGAUGAAAGGCACCGAAGGCAUCAGAGCCGGACUGCAGGAACUCGGGCCGCGAAUGACUCUGAAAUUGAGGAGGGUCGAUAAGGGGAUACAGAGAGCAAGUGGCCAGGAUUGGGAAUGGAAGGCCAAGAUGGAGAAGACGAGGACGAAAUUCCAGUUGUGA